Molecule: messenger RNA, 1906 nt
Organism: Cadophora gregata
Lineage: Eukaryota; Fungi; Ascomycota; Leotiomycetes; Helotiales; Ploettnerulaceae
Exons: 4
Coding region: 224-1225 (333 amino acids)
Biological process (GO): DNA repair
Cellular component (GO): nucleus
Source: RefSeq, a predicted model, not a curated record
UAUUUUUUAAAGGCAUCGGAGCUCGGCCAUUUUCUGCCGCUGCCCGCGCUGACCAGGGUCGUCGCGUGCACGCACUUUGUCGCGUCUUCCCAGACAUCUCUUCUCAACUACUUACGACCCCUCCAUUGUAAACAAAAGUCUAUAGGAAUAGUCCAAUAAAUCACGCGAAUUAAGCUUCAGAUACUACCAUCUUCUAUCUUACGCUCGUUCUCGACUAUCCACAAUGCCUUCAGUCGCGCGCAGACGUCGUCCCGUCCAGGAGGAAGAGAGCUCCGAAGAAGAAGAGGCACCCAGACAAACGCAAAGAGGCAGAAAGCAAGCAGUGGAAUCAGAAGACGAGUCGGAGGAAGAUUCGGGGCCAGGAGAGGACUCGAUGGAUGUGGAUGGAGAUCUGGACGAGAGCCAGGAUCAAGUGGUGAAGAAGAUGGUUCGAUAUGCUCUGGCGUGCGAAUUCCAGCGGAAAAGUAUCAAGAGGCAGGAGAUAUCCGAGAAAGUGAUUGGGAAACAACAUCGAGGCGCAUUUAAGAGAGUAUUCGAAUCUGCGCAGAACCAGUUGAGGACGAAGUUUGGCAUGGAGAUGGUUGAACUUCCAGUCAAGACGAAGAACACCAUGAAAGAGAAGAGAGCUGCACUAAAGACGAAGGGUAACUCGAAACCAACCGCCAACUACAUCCUGACGACAAUCCUACCUCCCGAAUACAGAAGUCCAGAGAUAAUGCCUGCGUCUACUAUUGGGAGCGAGCAUAGCGAAGCGGCAUACAUGGGUUUGUGCACAACUAUCGUCUCGAUAAUCGCAUUAAGUCCGAACGAUGCAAUACCAGACCACAAGCUGCAUCAAUACCUUGAAAGAUUGAGCUUAGACAGGCACACAGGACUAGGCACUACCGAAGCUCUACUCGCGAGGAUGAUCAAGGAUCAGUACAUCUACAAGACUGUUGAGAAGACGGCCGAUGAUGAGACUAUUGACUGGCGAGUUGGUCCUCGAGGUAAAGUUGAGAUUGGAAAUAAGGGUAUUCAAGGACUGGUAAACGAAGUGUAUGGUGAAACUGCUCCUGAAGAUCUUGAGAAGAGGUUACAGCGAAGCUUGGGAAUGGAGGUAAGGAGGGCCGGUGAGAAUGGGGAUGAUGGUGGAGAGGACGAAGAAGAGGAAGCUGAGGAAGAAGUGACCAUGAAUGGCGAUCCUGGUCCAAGCAGGACGUCGAGUAGGAGGCAAAGUAGGAGAUGAGUUGUUAAUGUAAAAUUCGAAUACCAGAUGAGCACUUCAUAUGCUUUUGGACAUUGCACGAUCCGUCAAAUUUGGCCUGCUUCACAGCUGUAGGUGAAUGAGGCAGAGUUCGAUUAUUGUUACGCAUGUCUAGAACUCCCAGCGCCAAUUUCCAUUCCAUGACCGUUGUUGCAAUCCUUGACAAACAAGGAGAGUCUAUGGCUUCGCCACAUCAGACAUCUUGCGCCAUAUGGUUUCAAGGGCUUCAAUGCAAUCGUCGCGGGCCCUUCUAUUCCCCUCCCAUUUGCAUCACUUUCCAUUCCAACUGAAGCAUCCUUCUCCCAGCCCUUCUCAACCAGCUCAAUCCUGCAGCUCGGGUGGUUUUCCAACAGGCUGUAUCAUUUUCUAUACCGCAAUCGUCAGCUCCCGUUCACUGCCCCAAACAACGCCUGCUCCACGGCCCAUGAAGCCUAUUCAUGUAAACCAAAACCACUCACCUCAAUCAUUUGCGCGCGAACCUUCUCCCUACACUCUCCCAUACCAAUAGCCAUAUAGCUCAGCAGCGGUGGAUGUCCAACAUAACUCGCAUAGCUGUCACGCUGGAUGUUGGAAGUCCACUCGAACUUAGUCGUAUCGGCAUGCCCUGUUCCGACGUAGCGGGCUUGCAGCGCCUCGAGCUGUUGCUGCGCGCGGAGUUUGUCG